UUGGCUAUGUGUGAAGACACACACAGAACGCCAAAGAAGCAGCACUACUGAAUCGAACACUCGCUGUCUACCAGGAGCGGCAAGCUGAUCGCUUCGAAAACCACCCUACUUUCUCUCUCUCUUUUUUUUUUUUCAGUUGUACUUGUGUGUAUAGAGGUGGAGAAAACGAAAUACCCUCUCUCUAUCUCUCUCACUCUCUCUCACUCUCCCACUCUCCCUCUCUUGCUCUCUCUUUCUCUCUGUCCUAUGGUGGGAUAAACAUUGAAGGGAUGAGCGUGUGAUACAGCACCAGACCUGAGUGACCUGACAGCUCAAACUAAUUCGGUUCAGACAAGAAGAAAUGCUACCAGUUGAAUCCUAGUCUCUGAUAGCAGUGGAGAUAAUCCAGACUACUUCCCGGCAGAAUACAAGACUUCUCUGAUCUGUGACUUCAAGCACAGGGGUCGUUUGUUCUCUUGCGCACUGUCAGCUCCCAACUGCUCUUUUGUUCAUCGGACAGAGUGACUUGCCACGCUCCGACUGCCCCCUUAUCCCCACAGAAUCAAACACCUGUGUGGUUGCAGUGAGACCUCACCUCUGCUCAGCCACAGCUGUACAUGGAGAUCCCCAGCUGGGCAGAAACCAAACCAGGAAACGGGCUGGGUAAAACAGGAAGCAUUGCUCUCUUUGGAAACGUAGUGUACGGUGGGCUGCUGAACGAUCACUUCUGGCAUUUUGGGGUGCCCCUUGUCACAAGACUGGGUAACCAGGAGGCCCCAGCUCCCCCAGAAGCCAUGGCUCAGCCAUACGCCCCAGCGCAAUAUCCUCCCCCUCCGCCUCAGAAUGGGUUGCCUGGCGAAUACACCCACCCUGGGCAAGAAUACACAGGGCCCAGCCCAGUCCCUGAGCAUGCCGCAGCUCUCACGAUCUACACACCUGCACAGACACACAGUGAGCCCCCUGGCACUGACAGCACCACGCCUUCCCUCACAGGGACAAACAGCAUACCACAAGCAGACGAUGUGGUACAGACAGAUGGAUCUCAACAGCUUCAGCUUCAGCUCCAGCCUUCAGAUUCUUCCGAGAAGCAGCAGCCCAAACGGUUACACGUCUCCAACAUUCCCUUCCGCUUCCGUGACCCAGACCUCCGGCAAAUGUUCGGGCAAUUUGGGAAAAUUUUGGAUGUGGAAAUUAUUUUUAACGAGCGGGGCUCCAAGGGUUUUGGUUUUGUUACUUUUGAAACGAGCGCAGAUGCAGAUCAUGCAAGGGAGAAACUAAACGGUACAAUCGUAGAGGGACGCAAAAUCGAGGUAAAUAACGCAACAGCACGAGUAAUGACAAACAAAAAAGUGGCCAACCCGUAUACAAAUGGCUGGAAGCUGAAUCCAGUGGUGGGAGCUGUCUAUGGUCCUGAAUUUUAUGCAGUGACAGGUUUCCCCUACCCAACCACAGGUGCGACAGUGGCUUACAGGGGUGCCCACUUGAGAGGCAGAGGUCGUGCCGUUUACAACACGUUCCGUGCUGCACCUCCACCCCCUCCCAUUCCUGCUUAUGGAGCUGUGGUUUACCAAGAUGGCUUCUACGGUGCUGAGAUCUAUGGUGGCUAUGCAGCAUACAGAUACGCCCAACCAGCUGCUGCAGCUGCAGCAGCCUACAGUGACAGCUAUGGCAGAGUCUAUGCAACAGCAGACCCGUAUCACCACACGAUUGGACCUGCAGCCACGUACAGUGUGGGCACUAUGUAAAUAUAAAGAAAGAAGACAAAUGAGAAGAGAUGGACAUCAGCUAAAAAGGAUAAAAAAUGAUAAAGGAUGAAAAGAGUCAAUGAAAAAAAAACAUACAAAAAGAAGAGGAAAUCCUUGCACCGGGGCUGUCAGGAAAAGGCAUUAUAUAUCUCUGUGGGGAUGCGAGACUGACACAGCCAAGCUGUGGAUGGGAAGUUGGGUUAGCUUUCACCUGGGACAGCCUUUCGGAGAAGAGCAGAGGUCAUCAUAAAACUUUUUAUUUUUCUAAACUUUUUUAAGUUUAUGGUUUCAAAAAGACGAAAAGAUGAGUGUAUAUAUCUAUAUAGCGAUAUAUAUGUAUGUAUAAAUAUGUUAUAAAAGAGAAAUGAAGAAAAUAAAAAAACUCAAUAGCAACAGAGUGAUGAAUUAGCGCUGUAGGAGGGGGGGGUGGGGGGUGUACCUGUUGUUGCUUCACACCCCCUACCCCCCUCCCAAUGUAGACCUCCUUGUCCUGCCUGCGUCUAGAGGAUGGGUGGGCCAAGGAGGGUGGGCGGAGAGGCUGAGGGCCCAAUAGACACGAUUUCAUGUGGCCCCUUUUCAUCCAAAGCCCUUCAGUACGGCAUGGAUGGGUCUUCCAUUUGCAGGAUUUUAUGGGUUCAACUUCCUAUUGAGCUGCAUUGCUUCCUAGGGAAAAUGUCAAUGGCCUUUAAUCGCUAAUGUAUGGGUGGUGAGAUAUCCUUUUUCUAACCAUCCUGUCUAGAUGUUAAAUAAAGGCAUAUGAACUUGCAUGGGACUCCAAAUUUCCAUCAGAAGAUCCACUUUACAGAGAUGUUAUGAACAAUGACAUAACUCAACAACAUCAGGUUGCAAUGUUGUGAAGGUCUUUUAUCAAGUUAUAUAAGUGUCAUAUUGAAUGGGACAAGCAAAGACAAUGUAAAUAUACCAACAAAUCCCAGUUGACAAUAGAUAGUCUCAAAGUAGGAAAGGGGGCCACCAGUAGUUCUCAAGACCCAUCGACGCUGUCAUCCCUCUGUUGUUUGUAGCACAAUAUAAAGUGGCCCAAUGAGGUGAAACACAGGUGCAGAUUUUACAAGGAUGUGUGUGUGUUCUUGUGUGUGAGGAUGUGAGUUUGGGGGGGAGGUGGGGAGUUUGAGGCAGUUAUGGGCUGAGAGGGGCUUUAUAGAGUCUCGCUGGGCGCAGCAGCCCAAGAGCCCAGAGCUACCAAAAAGCAUUUCAUUGUAGUGUUGUGGAGGUGGCCGUGCUGUGUAGUAAACACUUUUGUAUGUGGUGUCAGGGGCUACAAAUUAAGAAAAUUGGAGCUGUCUGCUCGGUAUUGUCACAGGAGUUUCGCUAUCCAUCUUGGAAAUGGGUUCCCGCCCGCUGCAAGGUGGAAAACAACGUGAAACGAGCGGCGGUUUGGUCAUGGGGUUUGUGAGCAAAGUUUCAGUAAAGAUCUGUUACCUUUAUACUUCUACCGAGCUCCAUUUCAGUGACAUCAUUAUAUAUUUCAACGUUGUACUAAUUACAUGCUGCUCAGCCUGGUCAAACGUCGAUUGUAGCCAUUUACUAAUGUUGUAUUAUUGUAUUACCAGUAUGAAAAACAUUUAUAUAUGGAUAUAUCUAUUUGUGAAUUUGCGACCUUUCAAGAGGAUUGUAUCUUUUCAUUUUCAUUGGUGGUCCAGGUUUAUUUUUUGGCAGCAAUUUAUGCAAGUACUGGGAGAUUUUCACUUGUGUGGUGUUGUUUCCAUUUGUCUGUAUCUUUGGUUCAGCUAUUGAAUGUAAUUCAAACUUUUACGUACAUGUCUUUGUUUUAUAAGCAGUACUUUGUAAAUGUGUGAACAUGGUAAAACAAGUCUUUGUUCUGAAGAUGGACCUGAUGGAGACACAGUCCAGCAGACACCUCUCUUUUAUGACAGGAGCACUCCAGUUAGCCGAUGGUCAUUAUCCUGACCCUAUAGGACACUGACAGAGAGACAUAAAAUUAUCGGAUGAGUCUGAUAAUGGUUUACGGAUGACAUGUUCUAACCAGAUCGGAAUUAUGCUCUUUGAUUUCUAUCGAAAAGAUUUUUCACAUUUUUUUAUUUUCCUUGAUGCAAAUGGUGAGCAAUUGGACCCACAUUCAGAAGUCUCCUGUCAAGAGGUGUCAUUCUAUAAUAUAUGUAAAAAAAAAAAAAAAAAUGGGAAUAUGUUAUUAAUGUGAAAUAUGGUUGAUUUCCUGGGAAAACAAUACACUGUAAAAUGUUUUGUUUGGUAACCUAAAAAUGUGCUUCAUGCGGUAACAUCUCAAAUGUCAUCAUUUACUCAUCCUAAUGUUGUUCCAAACCCUUAUGUCUUUAUUCAGUGGAACAAAAAAAGGAGAUUGUGUCUUCUGCAGUCAACAAUUACACUUUUUUUCUAUACAAUGAAAGUGAAUGGUGACUGAGGCUAACAUUCUGCCUAUCAUCUUUUGUGUUCAAGUAAGUAAUUCAUACUGGCUUGGAACAACAUAAAGGUGAGUAAAUGAAUUUUGUGUAAACUACACCUUUAAUAUGACUGAAUCAACCUGACUACAUAUGAAAGUAAUUUAUAUGGGUGAGAUCAAGUAGAAGUAGCUCCAUAAAUUACCAACUGCACGUUUUCACUUUUUACAGUGUGUUUUGGCUCAGUGAGAAGAAUCGUACAUUUAGUAAACAUAUAAACAAUCCAUCUCUACAGACAGCAUUCCCAAGCUUUGCAAAAUCAUGUGCUUCCUUGGACUCAGGUGUUACAUGACAGAACCGAUGUGUUCCCUUCCAUAGAUAGUGAUCUUACUCCUCUGUGCUGCAUUUCUCCUCUCAGAGCAAAACGUUAUUUUCUACAAAGCUGGUGACACCUAUCUCAGCGACUGUACUACUUUGUUACCUAAAGGAUCAUCAAAGACAACCAUUUUCUUGAGAUUGGAGGCAUCCGUUCGCCAUUGGUUAGCGAUGCAUUAGCCGUGGUGAAUGGGAGCUUUUGUGGCCAAGAUGCGUUGUUUCAGGGACACUAUAAACCGAGCAUGGAUUCUGCUCUGGAAGAGACUGUGACUGAACAACCUAACAAAAAGAUGUCAAUUCUACAGAGAUCCGAGACCUCUGGGUUUAUUUCUUUCCUUUAGUCCGUAUGCGACAUUACUUGUUUACAUGUCCUUUUUCAACCCUGCUGUGAGGUAUAUAUCAGCUUUCGCUAUGUAUUCUUUGGCUUGUUGUCUUCCCUAUGCUCUCUGUUCCUAUCAAACCACGCAAAUCCCAUUUACCUGAGCACCAAAGCCAUUCACCGUCUUCCUCAACCCAAAGCAGAGAACCCAUGCAAAAUGUAGUCUGCUUAUAGUCUCUUCUCUGAAACUCAAGAAACGCAUGCAUCUGCCACUUCUUCCCUCGUCCAAAACAUCCUUCCAAACAAUUCUGGUAAUUUGCUCCAGAUAUUAGGGAAGGUUUAAAACCAGCUAUGCAGUUGACCUAUUGUCUGCACAGCUUCAGUUCCCUUGAACUUCAUUCAAAUACAACCAUGCCAAUGGAAAUGACAAACUUAUCCUGGCAAAUGCUUAUCCCAACCCAAUUUAUCACACUAAAAAGAAAAAAAAUUAACUUCUGCCAACCUGAUUUCCCUCAUUGUCAUUGCCAGAUCCCCGAAGCACAAACGUUUGAAUGGAAGUUGAGUUAGAUGUCUCAGUGAUAGUUACUUCCAUUUAAAGAGAGAGUGUGUGUGAGAGAGUAUGUAUGUGUGCUUCUAGCCCCUUUGUUUUCUACUAAAAAUAUACAAAAGCUACUUCAUCUGUCAUCUCAAUAUAAAAUGUAUUAUAUUAGAAAAAGUUUCUCUUCAUGUGCAACGCAAGCUCAACGCAGCAACAAAUCUAAUUUAAUUAUUCGCUUUUGUUUGGUUUGUUUGUUUGUUUUUUAAUUUUGUUUGUCUUUCUUUGAAUUUUGAAGUUGUUCCAAGUACAUACGAAUAAAAGGGGAAAAAAAGCAAAGAAAAAAGAAACCAUUAUAAAGUAUUCUAUUUAAAAUGAGAUGACUAAACUUCUGCUGUCCUGGCUCUGUACUCUCUAAAUUUCAGUUUUCUUUCUGUAUGCAUCCAAUGUGCUUCAGACAACCAGUAUUGUUUAUUAAUGAAUCAUUAUAUUAUUAUGAUUAUUAUUAUUACUAUCAUGAUUAAUAUGGUUAUAAUAAAUAUUUCUUUCUUCAAUAACAGAGACUCAAAUCUCUGAAGUUGUAUAUGGCAUCUGGCUUAAACAUUCUCUGUGUACAUUGCAUGUACACUGAACAUACUUUAUAUAACAUUGUUGCAUAAUGUUGAAUGGGUUAAACUAAUGUUGACCAGGUUUCUCUAUGAACUAGCUUUAAAUCCUUUAGCAUGUCCUGGAUUAAUUGCACCACUUCAUUGUCUGACAUAGAUAGAUAGAUAUUUAUUUAAUUGUGGUUUUAAUCAACUUCAGAUGAUAUAAAUAUUGUUUUCAAUGCGCUUUAACAAAUUAACUAUACAUAUAGGAAUUUCUUGAAAUAUAAAGACAAAUUAGUAAAGUCUAUAUGUACACAGACCCCCAUCUACU
Molecule: messenger RNA, 6249 nt
Organism: Xyrauchen texanus (razorback sucker)
Lineage: Eukaryota; Metazoa; Chordata; Actinopteri; Cypriniformes; Catostomidae
Product: RNA binding protein fox-1 homolog 3-like
Exons: 17
Coding region: 597-1724 (375 amino acids)
Biological process (GO): regulation of alternative mRNA splicing, via spliceosome; nervous system development
Cellular component (GO): nucleus; cytoplasm
Molecular function (GO): mRNA binding
Source: RefSeq, a predicted model, not a curated record